Messenger RNA from Mycosarcoma maydis (corn smut), 4149 nucleotides. Its product is annotated as ABC transporter. Bases 1 to 4149 code for a protein of 1382 amino acids. Gene Ontology annotation, molecular function: ATP binding; ABC-type transporter activity; ATP hydrolysis activity. NCBI's taxonomy places the organism in Eukaryota, Fungi, Basidiomycota, Ustilaginomycetes, Ustilaginales. The record is from RefSeq and is a predicted model, not a curated record. Gene Ontology annotation, biological process: transmembrane transport. The transcript has a single exon. Gene Ontology annotation, cellular component: membrane.
AUGCGCUUCCGUUCAGAUUCUCGAGCUGACCAUCAGCAUCCCAAGAAGCAAGGCUCGAUGGAUCCCGACACAAUCCAAGCUCUCAAAUACCAGGAUAGAAGCAGUAGUAGCAGCAGCAAUAACAAGCCCAAGGAAAAAGUUGGCUCCGCGAGCACAUCUCCUUCUCCCACGCUUUUCGCUUCGAACGAUAGCGUGAAGGUAGAAAUCGGGGUGGGGUCUUCAGACAAAGAAAAACCCGAUGUCAAGGUCUCGUUCUUCACUAUCUUUCGCUAUGCCUCAAAGAGACAGCUACUGAUCAACCUGUUUGGUACCGGAAUGGCGAUCGCAGCAGGUGCAGCACAGCCUCUUAUGAACAUCUUUAUUGGAAAGAUUGCCACGGUCUUCCUCCAUUUCACUUCAGCAAUCAGGUCGGGUGAUCUUGAUGCUAUCCGAGCGGCUCAUUCCGACGUCUACAGUACAAUCAAUUCCGAUGCGCUCAUUCUUCUCUACCUUGGCAUUGGCAUGUUUUUUGCCAGCAUGCUCUACAUGGCUGUUUUUUCCUACACCAGCGAAAGGAUUGCCUCCAACAUCAAGUACGCUUAUCUCUCGUCCCUCUUCAGCAAGCCGAUCGACUUCUUCGAACAGUGUGGUCAAGGAACCGUCGCUGCAAAGAUCGGCUCCGAUGUCCAUCUCAUUCAGAUUGGGAUCGGUGAAAAACUUCCAAUGGCCAUCAUGUACUUCUCCACCUUUGUUACUGCUGCUGCUGUGGCAUUUGCCUUUUCUUGGAGGCUGUCGCUCGUGCUGUUGCCUAUUGCUCCAUUGAUUCUGCUCGCCGGAGGAGUUAUGGGUGCUCUGACAAAAGGAUGCAAGCUGGUCGAGCUCGACUGCAUUGCAAAGGCUGCCUCCCGUGCGGAAGAGGCUUUCAACGCCAUCAAAAUCCUAAAGGCGUUUUCCAAGGAACGCACUAUCGGCCAAGAAUACGAUACACUCACCACAGACACCAAGGCUGCAGGUGCUAAAGCUGGCCGCAUCCAGGGCGUGGGUGUAGGCGCGCUUCUUUUCAUCAUCUACGCCGGCUACGCGCUCGCGUUUUUCUACGGUGCUCAACUCAUUGCUCGUGGCGAGCUUUUGCCGGGACGCAUUGUGAGUGUCGUGUUUGCCAAUUUUGCUGGUGCCUUCGCCAUAGCCAAUCUCUUCUCCAUGAUCGAAAACUUCACCAUGGCAACUGCCGCUGCCUCUUCGGUCAUCGGAACCAUCCAGCAAGACCUGGCGAGCUCUGAGCUGUCCGAGUCUCGUAGAAACGAAGAGAAAUCGCAGACCAGCAGACAGCUGGCUACGGGGUACAAUGCAGAGCUCAAACUCGACCAUGUCCACUUUGCCUAUCCUUCCAAGCCUGAAAGACCGGUGCUAAAGGAUCUUUCUCUCACUAUUCCGAGCUGCGUCACAACUGCCAUUGUUGGUUUGUCAGGCUCUGGCAAAAGCACCAUCUUUGCCCUCCUUCAACGAUUCUACGCACCAACUCGUGGGAGCAUCCGUCUUGAUGAUGUCGACAUUUCCGCCCUUGACGUUGAUUGGUUGCGUGGCCAGAUCGGCGUUGUGGAGCAGCAGCCUACUCUUUUUGCCAUGUCAAUUCAAGCCAAUAUCGAACUUGGCCUGCCCAACCGUCACACUCGCUCGGCCGAAGAGCUGGAAUCGCUCGUGGUGCAAGCCGCCAAAAAGGCCAACGCGCACAACUUUAUAACUGCUUUGACACACGGCUACCAGACCGAAGUUGGCUCUCAGGGCUUUCUUCUCUCGGGCGGUCAGAAGCAGAGGAUUGCUAUCGCGCGAGCACUUAUCCGCGAUCCCAAGAUCCUUUUGCUCGAUGAGGCCACGAGUGCGCUCGAUUCCAAGAGCGAGGCUGUGGUCCAGGCUGCGCUUGAUGAAGCCGCCAAGGAUCGCACCACCAUCAUCAUCUCUCAUCGACUCAGCACGGUUCGCAAUGCAGACAACAUUGUCGUUCUCGGCCCAGACGGGAUCAUCGAGCAAGGCAGCCACCAUGAACUAAGCAUCAAGCCGAACGGCACUUUUGCGUCUAUGCUCCGCCAUCAAGACGACAAAACGAAGCCUGUGAUGGUGACCUCUGAGCCAGAGAUAGUAGACUCGUCUCAUUCGCUUUGCCUAACAGAGAUUCCAACAAUGGAGAUCGCUCACUCGCUCGAGGUGUCUCGAACCAUUUCUGCUCUCGCCGAUAGCGUGAAACCGAAAGAUCCAUCCAAGAAUUUCGAGCCACCUGGGGAGUCCUAUGCGUCCCCAGCUGCUGAUGGAGUUAAACAAGACGCUCCUAAAACAGAUUCAGUUGGCCUCCGAACGCUUCUUCAUAUUCUGAUCAAGGAUCCAGAGACUGGCAGACUAGCCCAAUUAUACAUGCUCGGCUCGUUAUGCGCGGCUAUCAUCGGAGCAGUUUAUCCCGUCUACGCGAUUCUCUUCGGUACGGCGAUCGAGGACUACGCACCGUGCAAUAGCUCGGACGGAAGGCCAUGCCCAAAUCCAGCACGUGGCACCAUGCUACAUAACAACCGAAUCAGCUCUGGCUCAUUUUUCAUCGUUGCUGUUGGCUGUGCCUUCAUCAGCUUCUACCACGUGCGUUCGUUGUAUAUUGCUGGAUCGCGGGUGACGCAUCGACUCCGCGUGUUGGUUUUCCAAAGUCUUCUAUGCCUUGACGCUAGCUUUUUCGACGAUCCUGUGAAUACGAGUAACGAUCUGGCCAGCAGUCUAAGCGUCCUAUCGCAGGGUAUCUACGGAGGUGUCGGUCCGACGUUGGGCUCCAUCGUGCAGAGUCUUGCCACUGUGAUCGUCGGCUACGCUGUGGCAAUCGGUUACGGAUGGCGUCUUGCUCUGGUGGUGAUCGCAUCGACGCCUUUGACCAUCACUGCAGGUCUGUUACGACUUCGUGUGCUCGCACGCAAGGAAUCGAAAACAAAGCAGGCGCAUCAACACACAACGCAGCAAGCUUGCGAAUCGAUCGGUGCCAUUCGCACCGUCUCUGCUUUCAACCUGCAGCCGCAGACGCUUCAAGUGUAUCAAAAGAACUUGGAAAACGCUUCACGCUCUCUUCGUCCUACCAUGUGCUACAGUAGCGUCCUAUUUGGCUUGUCGCAAUGCGUUCAGCUGCUCGUUACUGCUCUUGCUUUUUGGUACGGUGGUCGCGAGCUUGCUCAAGGGCAUACAAGCUCCAAGGGCUUCUUCACCAUCCUCAUCUCUGUCGUCUACGGUAGUGUUCAAGCCGGCAAUAUCUUUAACUAUAGCGCCGAUUUCUCUAGCGCUCAUUCUGCUGCUUGCAAGUCACUGUCUAUCCUAAAGCAAGCAAAAGAAGUGGUUGCUGAGGCUCAGGCGAAUGACAGAGACGUGCAAUGGAACACGGAGGAUUCUUUGCCCUCCGGUCAGAUCGCCUUGAAGGAGGUAACUUUCCGUUAUCCGCAACGACCAACAUGCACCGUGCUAGACCGACUUUCUCUCACUAUCGAGCCAGGCACGUUCUGCGCCAUCGUCGGAGGAAGUGGUUCCGGCAAGUCGACAGUUCUUCAGCUCAUCGAACGGUUCUACACACCAGAAUCAGGACGAGUGCUACUUGACGGCUACUCGAUCACAGAGGGUGACCCAGCCAGAUUUCGAAAGUAUAUGUCGUACGUACCACAAGAACCGACACUCUUCCAAGGCACCAUUGGCUGGAACAUUGCGCUUGGUGCCACGGAUGAGAACCCAGAAGACGUACCGCUAGCAAAGAUUCAACAAGCUGCUGAACUGGCACAGCUUGGAGAUUUGCUCGCCAGUCUGCCAGAGGGCUUGAAUACGCAGCUCAGUGCGCGCGGCGUACAGAUGUCCGGAGGCCAGAAGCAGAGGAUCGCGAUCGCUCGAGCUAUGAUCCGCGAUCCCAGAGUGCUUUUGCUAGAUGAAGCCACUUCGGCGCUCGAUCCUGCCAGUGAGAGGGCGGUUCAGGGUGCACUUGACAACGUCAGCCAGGGCCGUACUACAAUUGCUGUGGCUCAUAGACUGUCGACAAUCGCCAAGGCGGACAAGGUGAUUGUGAUGCAGGCCGGAAAGGUGGUCGAAGAGGGUUCGCCGCGAGAGCUAUUCCAGCGCGACGGUCUCUUUGCACUCAUGGCUCGUCUCCAGGGUGUCUCUUUCUGA